Molecule: messenger RNA, 513 nt
Organism: Aspergillus brunneoviolaceus CBS 621.78
Lineage: Eukaryota; Fungi; Ascomycota; Eurotiomycetes; Eurotiales; Aspergillaceae
Exons: 1
Coding region: 97-438 (113 amino acids)
Biological process (GO): secondary metabolite biosynthetic process; fatty acid biosynthetic process
Molecular function (GO): fatty acid synthase activity
Source: RefSeq, a predicted model, not a curated record
AGGGGCACGGAGUCUCGAUUCUCUUUCUCCUUCGGCGCAGUCAUCAAGUAAUCAAGCAUUUAUCGCAAAGCUCCAGGCUAUGGGCUGCGUCGGGAUAUGCGGUCAAGUAGAAUUCUGAAGUCUGGUGGUAUCACAAUGGCCAUGCGAAGUUGCCUGGUGCCCUUGAAGGGCGUAGUCCAGAUGGCGGGGAGUCUACGGUUCUGCGCUUUUGCAAGGAUGUCAUUCGAGAAAUGGCAGGCUGCGAUGGCACCGAAAGUCAACAGCACUUGGGUUCGACACCAAGUGAUAACAAAGGAGAACCUUGACCUCUAUAUGGCCGUCGGGUGCACCGUAAAGAUCUGUGGAAUUGCUGGGCAAGCCGAUUAUCCAGCAGCUAACAUGUUCUCUGACCGUCCACUCAAUAUGAAAGCUAGAAGAUGCUUUUGUCUUCGGUCCUAGAUCUCGACACUGUGGGUGAUAUCGGGCUCAUCAAUGAGAUGCCUAUCACCAUGCAAGCCAUGAGCUCAGCGAGAA